Molecule: messenger RNA, 186 nt
Organism: Bipolaris sorokiniana ND90Pr
Lineage: Eukaryota; Fungi; Ascomycota; Dothideomycetes; Pleosporales; Pleosporaceae
Exons: 1
Source: RefSeq, a predicted model, not a curated record
GAUCAUAAGAUUAUCCUUAAUAAAGGAGCUAAGUUAAGCCCAGAACUAAUAUACUCUAUAGCGCCUAAGCACGACGCUAAGCUGCGGGAUUAUAUUCAGAAGAACUUAAAGAAGGGAUUUAUCCAACUAGAAUCAGGCCUAAUAGUCUCACCUAUUUUAUUUAUAAAGAAACCUAACGGGAAGUAG